GCGGUUCGCUUUCCCAGGCGGUGUCAGCUGGAGAAAACGGGAUAGAGGAGCAGUGAGAGGCCGACACAGGAGGGUUUCAUUCGCCCGGCUGAUUUUUCAGACUGCACCAGCGGACUCCAGGUGUCAGCAUGUCGACAAAGGUCAGCGCCGAAGAGAUGGUGGAGAUGAGGGAGGCUUUCCAGAAAGUGGAUUCGGAUGGCAAUGGGUACAUCGUCUCCUCUGAACUUGGCGAUCUCUUCCGCGAGGCGGGCUGUCCUUUGCCCGGAUACCAGAUCAGAGAACUGCUUCAGAAGCUGGACAGAGACAACGACAGCCGGAUUAGCUUUGAUGAGUUCACGACUAUUUUUCAUGAUCUGAAGGACGACCGCAUGGCCCAGGGUUUCAAGAAAGCUCUGAACAAGAAACAAGGCAUCGUGGCCAUUGGGGGCACCAGCGAGAUCUCUAGUGCAGGAACUCAGCAUUCCAUCUCUGAGCAGGAGCGCUUUGCCUUCGCCAACUACAUCAACUCUUCUUUGGAAAAGGAUCCAGACUGUAAACACCUGCUGCCCAUCAACCCCGAAACUGAAGCUCUGUUUAAAGCAGUGGCUGACGGCGUCAUCCUUUGUAAACUCAUCAACCUCUCUGUCGCUGACACCAUUGAUGAGAGAACCAUUAAUAAAAAGAAACUGACAGCUUUCACCACACAGGAGAAUCUGAACCUGGCUCUGAAUUCCGCCUCAGCCAUCGGCUGCCAAGUUGUCAACAUCGGAGCUCAAGAUCUGAAGGAGGGAAAACCUCACUUGGUGCUUGGACUCCUCUGGCAGAUUAUCAAGAUAGGACUGUUCGCUGCUAUAGAGCUGAGCCGCAAUGAAGCUAUAGCAGCGCUGCUGGAGGAGGGGGAGAGUCUGGAAGAACUGAUGAAACUCAGCCCUGAGGAGCUGCUGCUGCGCUGGGCCAAUUUCCAUUUAAAGAAAGCCGGCAUGUCCAUAUCAAACUUCUCUGGAGAUAUUAAGGACUCCAAGGCGUACUUCCACCUGCUAGAGCAGAUUGCUCCAGAUGGCAGCAAAGAGGACGUUCCCCGGAUUGAGAUUGACAUGACUGGUCUUUAUGAGAAGGAUCUCACGAAGAGAGCAGAGUGCAUGCUGAAACAGGCCGAGCGCCUCGGCUGCAGACAGUUUGUAACUGCCACCGACGUCGUGUUUGGAAACUCCAAGCUCAACAUGGCCUUCGUAGCCAAGCUCUUCAACAAACACCCGGCUCUCACCAAACCAGACAACCAAGACUGGAAUAAUGUGGAGAGCGAGACCAGAGAGGAGAGAACUUUCAGGAACUGGAUGAACUCUCUCGGAGUCAGUCCACAUGUGCACCAUAUCUACGGUGAUCUGCAGGAUGCCAUGGUGAUUCUCCAGCUCUAUAAAACAAUUAAGGUGCCAGUGGACUGGGACAAAGUCAACCAACCUCCAUUCAAGGGAAAAGGAGCAGGGCAUUUAAAAAAGAUGGAAAACUGCACCUAUGCUGUGGAGCUGGGUAAGAAGAAAGCUGGUUUCUCCCUGGUGGGAAUUGGCGGACAGGACCUCUAUGAUGGAAAUCCAACUCUAACUCUGGCGCUGGUGUGGCAGUUGAUGAGGAGGUACACGUUAAAUGUUCUUGAAGACCUCGGGCACGGAGCAGUUGCAGGAGAUGAUUUGAUAGUUUCAUGGGUCAACAAGACUUUGGCUGAAGCUGGCAAGAGUUCCACUAUCAAAAGCUUUAAGGACAAAGCGAUCAGUACCAGUAUCCCGGUCCUGGACCUGAUUGAUGCCAUUCAGCCACAAAGUGUGAACUUUGAGCUGGUUCACAAAGGAAGUCUGUCAGACGAAGACAAACUAAACAAUGCCAAGUAUGCCAUUUCCAUGGCGAGGAAGAUCGGGGCGAAGGUCUACGCUCUGCCUGAGGACCUGGUAGAGGUUAACCCGAAAAUGGUGAUGACCAUCUUCGCCUGCCUGAUGGGGAGAGGCAUGAAGAGGGCUUAAAGGAGACACACACACACACACACACACACACACACAAUGACUGUGUUUACUGUGUUGUGAUUUUGAGACAUAAAGAGAGUUAACAGAGCUGUAUUCUCUUGUUUUUUUAAGCAGUUUUUCUGAAUUUGGCCAAAAUACAAGUACAAUAGUGGUCACCUGAGGGCUCAGACCAUAAAGGCUAUGGAUAAAUAUUUGGGGUUUGGGUGUUUUUUUUUCUGAAUCUCAGUGUUGCUUCUGGACACUUCGGUAGUUGGGUGAUAGCAGGGUCACAUUAAGAAAACACUCAUCUUCCCAUACUGCUCAUUAAUAUACAUAUAUCAGCAGGAAUGUGUUUGUCUAGACUGGCGACGUGUAUACAGGGUCUGCCCAGUACACGAGGGGUAAGCCUGUGAGAAUGAAUGAGGACAAAUGAAUGAAUGUCUUUUGUUUAUUUAAAUGGAAAGGCUGUGUCCAUGGAAAUGUGGGAACAAUGAGCAAUUAACAUCUAUCAGCCCUGCUGAAAGCAAUCUAUUAAGAUAGGUGAUAGUUUUGUCCUCUUAUGCACUGUACGUGCCUCUUCUUGCUUCCCCAGAUGCAUUGCCUACAGGUUUCCCAUGUCUCACUGCCUCAUGAUAUACCAAGAUGUUCUGUAUCAUUCAAUAUUCCUGCCAAUUCACAGUCUAAGCGCUGAUUAAUGAUAAGCCAUAAUACUAUAUUCUUUACUGAAUCCUUUUUUUGCCUUAUUUGUAUAAAUGACCAAAGCUGUGCAGAAUUAAAUGCAGUUCAUGUUGUU
Etheostoma cragini (Arkansas darter) is the source of this 2763-nucleotide messenger RNA. RefSeq names its product plastin-2-like. NCBI's taxonomy places the organism in Eukaryota, Metazoa, Chordata, Actinopteri, Perciformes, Percidae. The coding region runs from base 129 to 1991 and encodes 620 amino acids. The transcript has 16 exons. Gene Ontology annotation, cellular component: actin filament; cytoplasm; actin filament bundle. Gene Ontology annotation, molecular function: calcium ion binding; actin filament binding. The record is from RefSeq and is a predicted model, not a curated record. Gene Ontology annotation, biological process: actin filament network formation; actin filament bundle assembly.